Messenger RNA from Coregonus clupeaformis (lake whitefish), 2847 nucleotides. RefSeq names its product cAMP-responsive element modulator. The transcript is spliced from 8 exons. Gene Ontology annotation, biological process: regulation of transcription by RNA polymerase II. Gene Ontology annotation, molecular function: DNA-binding transcription factor activity, RNA polymerase II-specific; protein binding; RNA polymerase II cis-regulatory region sequence-specific DNA binding. Gene Ontology annotation, cellular component: ATF4-CREB1 transcription factor complex; nucleus. The record is from RefSeq and is a predicted model, not a curated record. NCBI's taxonomy places the organism in Eukaryota, Metazoa, Chordata, Actinopteri, Salmoniformes, Salmonidae. Bases 157 to 1131 code for a protein of 324 amino acids.
UUGGAGAGGACGAGUGCUUGGUCGACAUUUUAGCUCUGCAUCAUCAGGACUGACGUGGGGACUACGUGGCUCGAGCCAUCCACUCCUACCGUAAUUAGUGACGAGUCUGACUACGUAACUUAUAACUUUGCCUCAUUUCCUGACAUUUCCAGUCCGAUGACCAUGGACACAGCGGUUGCGUCGUCAAAGCAGGAGGGAAGUUUUGAUGACUCUCUGUCUGAUGAAGAACCAAGUCAGAGUGAAUCCAACUCACCCACUGCAGUACUCACUCAGGUUUCAGGAACAGGAGACUCCGCUGGCAUGACAGUGGUGCAGUUACCUGGUGGACAGACAGUUCAUGUUCAGGGUGUCAUCCAGGCUCCUCAGGCCUCUGUCAUCCAGUCACCACAGAUGCAGAAUGUACAGAUAACCUCCAUAGCUGGGCUUGAAGAUGGGGAGUCAGCAGUCACAGACACACAGAAAAGAAGAGAGAUUCUCUCAAGACGGCCAUCUUAUCGAAAAAUCCUCAAUGAACUAUCAUCAGAUACGUCCUCAAUUCCGAGAAUUGAGGAGGAGAAAGCUGAAGAUGAGGUUCCACCCUCCAGUGUCCCUUCAGUUCAAGUGCCAACUUCAAUUUAUCAGACCACCGGUGGCCAAUACAUUACCAUCACCCAGGGGGGAGCCAUCCAGAUAGCCAGCCCAGGCAGUGAGGGUCUGCAGGGCGUACAGACUCUGGCCAUGUCCAACUCAGGUACCCCCCAGAUCCUGCAGUAUGCAACCCAGGCAGGGGACUCAGGACAGCAGUUCUUCUCUGUACAAGGUGGCCAGGUGGUGAUACAAGCUGCCACUGGAGAUAUGCCAGCAUACCAGCUGCGUUCGCCCACCUCUUCGGGCCUGCCCCAGGGCCUGGUGAUGGCUGCUUCCCCAGGCUCCCUGUCCAUGCACAAUCCCCCGGUGCACACUGAGGAGGUCACACGCAAGAGGGAGGUCCGCCUCAUGAAGAACAGGGAGGCUGCACGGGAGUGCCGCAAGAAAAAGAAAGAGUAUGUCAAGUGUCUGGAGCACCGUGUGGCCGUGCUGGAAAACCAAAACAAGACCCUCAUCGAGGAACUCAAAGCACUAAAGGACAUUUACUGCCACAAGAACGAAUAGCUGAGUAGCUGCGCUCAGCCUUGUGCCAGGAGAGAGAGAGAGAGAUCCUACUGAGAAAGCACAGAGUGCAGUUUACAGAUUGACUGCUGUAAAAAACAGACUCUGGGACAAAAACUACUUUCACUGUCUUUGUUUCUCGUCUACUCCGCUUGUUCGGGCCCAGUCACUUUGAUGCUGCACCAGAGGUUGUUAGGCGGCCAUAGGCUUGUGCUCUCCGGGCUGAAGUCAAGUCCUGCUCUGGACAGGGCCCCUGUCUGUCCUCACUCAUGCGCUUGUAUGUGAAUACACAAGUGUCGCCCAGCCGCGUUUGCUUCUGCUGUUUGCAGGGAGGCAGCCAAUGAGAAUCCAGCCUGCGGAAGAAGAGGAAGAGGAAGUAGAUAUGCUUCCAGAAGACACACCGCUCACCACCACUGGCUCACCGCAUUGGAGAAGCAGAAGCUGCGAAAGAGCUUCACUAUCAACCAGCAAGUUCACAUUAAGUGCACACAGACUCACCAGCAACCCAACCUACCUUAGCCCGAGUGCCAGUCUGUUUGUGCUGUCAUGCCAACUCCUUGUUACUCUUUGUCACAUUUGGCUUGACAAUGAAAGCAUGCGAGUUGGCAAGAUUACAAACAGAUCUGGGACCAGGCUAAACCUACAUAUCUUUACUUGUCACUGCUAGCUAGAGUUGUACUUCUUAUAUUACUAUACUACCUUUGUGAAAUCAGAUGGACCUCUUCUUUCAGGACAAAGUGUGACGAGUAAAUUCAAGUUUUGAAAUUCUGUAUUUGGCUAUUUGAGUGUCAGUUGGAGUUGUCUAAUGACUUAACCUGUUACCUGAAUCAAUGUGUAAGACCCAUUGUCAAGGAUGUGACUAUACGCCUUUCAAUUGAUGGUCUCUUUUCAAACAACACAGUUCAAUUUAAAAUAUAAAAUAAACAUGCCGCGCCCAUCGGAGGAGUGUAUAUUAAAUAAUUAUAUAUUUCUAGCCAUUGGAGGAAUCUUAUGUCACCAAGACCAUUUUGAAAUGACUACUGCUUUACCGCUCAAAAUUGCUACAUUUAAUGUUUACUGAAUCGCUCACCAAUCGUUGUCCCCUUUGUCUGUCUUGGAACAGUACUGUGCUGUGCCAGUGUACUGUAUACAUGUUUUUUUUAAAUAGCGCCGGAAGUGCUGAUGUUUGGGUAUUUUGAGACUCUUUAUAAAUGUUUUAUGUGAAUUAGUUGAUAAUAACAGAUAGGAUAUGUCCCAAAUGGGCCACUAUUCCCUUUAUAGUGCACUACUUUGGACCUGAGUUCUGUGGGCCCAGGUCAAAAGUAGUGCACUAAAUAGGGAAUAGUGUGCCAUUUGGGAUGUAAAAAUAGAGUUCGUGAGUGCUCUGUUUUAAAGGUAUUGCCAAUUUAUGUCCAUGAGAGCACAGACUUGACUAUGAUGAUGAUGCAGCUUCAUGUUCUUUCCUCACACCAGUUCUGCUUGCAGUGAUUUUGCAGCCUCCUGCUUGCUUUGAAUUUCCAUUAACCUUUAUUUCUGUUUACAGGUAUAUGUCCUUUGUAUGUUUGUUGUCAGGCCAAUGAUUAUACAAUUCAGGGGAGAUGUCAAAUACAUUUCAUCUCAGUAAAUGUUUUGGAUAGAAUUGAAAAGUAUGUCAAACAGGUUAGCUCUUAAAACCAGUUGUUCAACUUAUGUUUGAAGAUUGUACAAAUAUACUAUUUCUAAUAAAAUGUCCAUACCAGA